This is a messenger RNA of Zalophus californianus (California sea lion), 831 nucleotides long. RefSeq names its product bax inhibitor 1-like. Gene Ontology annotation, cellular component: mitochondrial membrane. Gene Ontology annotation, molecular function: enzyme binding. Gene Ontology annotation, biological process: cellular response to unfolded protein; negative regulation of RNA splicing; negative regulation of apoptotic signaling pathway. The record is from RefSeq and is a predicted model, not a curated record. NCBI's taxonomy places the organism in Eukaryota, Metazoa, Chordata, Mammalia, Carnivora, Otariidae.
CGGUGUUAGAAGAGCUACCUAGGCUCCUGGGAGGCUGGUAAGAAGAGCGGAGGCUGUGUCCCACAGACUCUGGCAUCAUGAACAUAUUUGAUCGGAAGAUCAACUGUGAUACACUCUUAAAAUUUUCCCACAUAACCCCCUCGACACAGCAGCACCUGAAGAAGGUCUAUGCCAGUUUUGCCCUCUGUAUGUUUGUGGCGGCCGCGGGGGCCUAUGUCCAUGUCGUCACUCAUUUCCUUCAGGCUGGCCUGCUCUCUGCCUUGGGCUCCCUGGGGUUGAUGAUUUGGCUGAUGACAACACCUCAUAGCCAUGAAACUGAGCAAAAAAGACUGGGACUUCUUGCUGGAUUUGCUUUCCUUACAGGAGUUGGCCUAGGCCCUGCUCUGGAGCUGUGCAUUGCCAUCAACCCCAGCAUUCUUCCCACCGCCUCCAUGGGCACAGCAAUGAUCUUCACCUGCUUCACCCUGAGCGCCCUGUAUGCCAGGCGCCGGAGCUACCUCUUUCUCGGAGGUGUCUUGAUGUCAGCCAUGAGCCUGAUGCUCUUGUCUUCCCUGGGGAACCUUUUCUUUGGAUCCAUUUGGCUUUUCCAGGCAAACCUGUAUGUGGGGCUGGUGGUCAUGUGUGGCUUUGUCCUUUUUGAUACCAUUAUUGAGAAGGCUGAAAAUGGAGAUAAGGAUUAUAUCUGGCACUGCGGUGACCUCUUCUUAGAUUUCAUUACUCUCUUCAGAAAGCUCAUGAUGAUCCUGGCUAUGAAUGAGAAGGACAAGAAGAAAGAGAAGAAAUGAAAUGACCAUGCAGGCUUUCCCAUUUUGACCUCUGUCCCUCACCCCU